Agrilus planipennis (emerald ash borer) is the source of this 1714-nucleotide messenger RNA. RefSeq names its product DDB1- and CUL4-associated factor 13. Gene Ontology annotation, biological process: maturation of SSU-rRNA from tricistronic rRNA transcript (SSU-rRNA, 5.8S rRNA, LSU-rRNA). Gene Ontology annotation, molecular function: protein binding. The coding region runs from base 152 to 1489 and encodes 445 amino acids. Gene Ontology annotation, cellular component: small-subunit processome; nucleolus. The transcript has 4 exons. NCBI's taxonomy places the organism in Eukaryota, Metazoa, Arthropoda, Insecta, Coleoptera, Buprestidae. The record is from RefSeq and is a predicted model, not a curated record.
CAAAACCGUAUUUAUUGUUAAUGCCAAUUUAAAUUGUGAUGAAAAGGUUAAGAUGCCAAAUUUAAAAAAAUAAUUUUUAAAUGCUUUUCGACGUUUUCGUAAUAUUUUCGUUCAUCAUUCGUAAAUAAUUUUCAUAAUUCAAUCAAUAAAAAUGAAAGUUAAAGUGAUAAACAGAAAUCCCGAUGAUUAUUUACGAGAAACAAAGCGGAAUAUUCACAAAGUACCAAGGAAUUUUGAUCCCAGUUUGCAUCCUUUUGAAGCAGCACGAGAAUACGUACGAGCAUUAAAUGCUGUCAAAUUAGAACGGGUUUUUGCUAAGCCUUUUGUUGCCAGUUUAGAUGGUCAUCGUGAUGGCAUAUCAUGCAUGGGAAAACAUCCCCAGAUGCUCUCUUUCCUUAUUAGUGGGGCUUACGAUGGAGAGAUACGAAUGUGGGAUGUGCCCCAACAGAUGUGUUUGAAAGAUUUUGUUGCUCAUAAUGGUGUUGUAAGGGGUAUUACAUUUACCAACACUGGUAAUAAUUUCAUAACUAUUGGUGAUGAUAAACUCAUAAAAACUUGGAAAACUGAUAACAGUUGGGAUGAAAAAGAUGACAUUCCUAUAAAGACCAUCCCUAAUAAAACGGUGUUGACAAGUAUCACCCAUCACUACAAGCAAUCGAUUUUUGCAACAUGUGGGGAAAUAUGUCAAUUAUGGGAAGACACAAGAAAUGAAUCUAUAAAGAAAUUUAAAUGGGGUGUUAGCAGUUUACAUGAUGUUAAAUUUAAUCCAAUCGAAACACAUGUACUUUCUGCCUGCUGUAGUGACUCAAGUAUAAUUUUGUAUGACAUUCGGGAUGUAGGGCCUGUACAUAAAGUUGUAAUGAAAAUGAAAACAAAUUCUGUAGCAUGGAAUCCAUUAGAAGCUUUUGUAUUUACUGCAGCAAAUGAAGACUACAAUUUAUAUUCGUUUGAUACACGAAAUCUACGUCGACCCAUAAAUGUUCAUAUGGAUCAUGUGUCAGCAGUGAUAGAUUUAGAUUAUUCACCAACUGGUAAAGAGUUUGUUAGCGGGAGUUAUGAUAAAACUAUAAGAAUAUUUGAAACCAGCAAAGGCCACUCUAGAGAUGUGUAUCAUACAAAGAGAAUGCAGAGACUGACCUGCAUUAAGUGGUCACUUGACAAUAAAUAUAUUUUAAGUAGUUCUGAUGAAAUGAACAUUCGAAUUUGGAAGACAAAAGCAUCAGAAAAACUUGGAGUGUUGAAACCUCGUGAAAGAGUUGCUCUCAAUUAUUCAGAAGUUUUAAAAGAAAAAUAUGCUAGCCAUCCUCAAAUUAAGCGCAUAGCACGUCAUCGUCAAGUUCCAAAACACGUCUACAAUGCUCAGCGGGAACUCAGAAUGAUGAAAGACAAAAUUAAGAGAAAGGAUGCCAAUCGCAGAGCUCACUCUAAGAAGGGCCAGGUUCCAUUUGAGGCAGAAAGGAAGAAGAGCGUUAUUAGCGUACAAACGUAAAAAGGUUUGUUACGUAAUCAUAAAUAUUAUUUAAUUUAAGAACAAAAAUUUUAUAAAAAGGAAGCAUUUAUUUAUAUAAUUCUAUAAACUUCCACACAGGCAAACUAAAGAAUUGAAAAAGGUACAAUACAAAUAUUUACAAUAAUAAUCUAAUUGUACACUGUUAAGUUAAUAAUAUGGUCGCCGAGGAUUGUUCUGCAAAUAAUAAUCAAUUUAAACUACUAA